Molecule: messenger RNA, 351 nt
Organism: Pisolithus orientalis
Lineage: Eukaryota; Fungi; Basidiomycota; Agaricomycetes; Boletales; Pisolithaceae
Exons: 5
Coding region: 1-351 (116 amino acids)
Source: RefSeq, a predicted model, not a curated record
AUGGCAGAUCAAUCCUCGGGUCAUCAUCUGGUCCAUUUCCUGUCGCAAUCUUCCAAAAUUAGUUGGGUUCCGAAUCUAAGGUUCUACGUAUAUAUUAAUAUCGUUGCGAUGGGGAGCAUUUAUGUGCCGAACUUCUCUGCGUUGUAUAUGCAAGUCAGAAUAACGAAGCGAAGUGAAUGCAUAUGGACUUCGGCCUUGCUCACAAACACAGCCACGAAGAUCGUAAUUCACGUCUUCAAGGACUGCGGGAAGUACGGACGCAAUAUCAACCCCGAACAUUCUCCGCCCAGCCACGCCAAGCAUUUCAAUUUCGACGUCAGGGCUGGGCAAAGUCACAAGACUCGAAUUUGA